Messenger RNA from Zalophus californianus (California sea lion), 795 nucleotides. RefSeq names its product transcription elongation factor A protein-like 8. Bases 82 to 435 code for a protein of 117 amino acids. The transcript is spliced from 2 exons. NCBI's taxonomy places the organism in Eukaryota, Metazoa, Chordata, Mammalia, Carnivora, Otariidae. The record is from RefSeq and is a predicted model, not a curated record.
GUAUUGCUGGAGAAGGAGAAAAGUGCUUCGGAUCUCUUCAGGAUUAAUUUAUUCAAAAGAAAUAACAGAAAAAUACUCAACAUGCAAAAGUCUUGUGAAGAAAAUGAAGGAAAACCACAGAACAUGCCAAAGACCGAGGCCGACCGCCCUUCGGAAGAUGUACCACAGGAGGCGGAAGGAAAUCCUCAACCUUCCGAAGAAGGUGUAAGCCAGGAAGCAGAAGGAAAUCUUGGAGGAGGGCUGACCCAGCCUGGCCAGGGGUUUAAAGAGGACACUCCUGUGAGGCAUUUGGACCCUGAAGAAAUGAUAAGAGGAGUAGAUGAGUUGGAAAGGCUUAGGGAAGAGAUAAGAAGAGUAAGAAACAAGUUUGUGAUGAUGCAUUGGAAGCAAAGACAUUCACGCAGCCGUCCUUACCCUGUGUGCUUUAGGCCUUGAAUUCUUUUUUUGUCUGAUAUUAAAAUCUGGCCCCUGCUUUCUUUCUGUUAGCGUUUUCUGAUGUAUCUUUGACCUUCGUUUUACUUUAAUCAUCUGGUGGAAUUUUGUUUUAGGUAGUUUCCUUGUUAUCAGCAUCUCACUGGAUUUUGUAUUUUGACCCAUUCUCCAGGUCUGUUUUUCAAUUGGAAAGUUUCACACAUUUGCAUGAAAAUAUAUUCAUUAUAUAUUGUGAAGUAAAACAUAACAGGUUACAAAGCGAUAUAUUUAGUAUCAGCUCAUAUAUGUAGGAUUAAAUCCCAAAUUUGUGUGUGCGUGUGUGCGUGUGUGUAUACAUACAUAUAUCAGAAACGUAACUGCUUA